UGUCAUUGAGUUCCCUAUAUAUAGCGAGCAUUUUACCAGAUGAUCCGAGAGAGGGGACUCCAGCCAUGUUUGCAGACAGCCUAAGGGUGAAGUGCCUUGUGCUUGCUAUAGCACUCCUGGUGGCCGUCACUGCUGACUCCGUGUCAGUAGAAGAUCAAGAGUUCUAUGAAUGGAAGAUAGAGCAUAGAAAGUCAUACACUUCUUUUGAAGAUGAGGCCCAUCACAAGGAAACCUGGAUGACAAAUCGGAAGUAUGUCAUCAUGCAUAAUAUGCUGGCUGACAGGGGAAUCAAGACCUACUGGCUCGGCAUGACCUACUUUGCUGAUUUGACAAACGAGGAGUACAAGCAAAUCGCCUUCAGGGGCUGCUUUGGUCGCUUUAACACUUCCAAGUUCAAUCAAAGUUCUUCUGUCAGGGAACUGUAUGAACAAGAUCUCCCUGCCUCAGUAGAUUGGAGAACGAAAGGUUACGUUACAGACAUCAAGAAUCAGAAAGACUGUGGUUCCUGCUGGGCUUUCAGUGCAACAGGGGCACUGGAAGGACAGCAUUUUAAGAGAACAAAAACACUGGUGUCCCUGAGUGAGCAGCAGUUAGUGGAUUGCUCAAGUAAGUACGGCAACUAUGGCUGCAAUGGUGGGCUCAUGGUCAAUGCUUUCAAGUACAUCAAAGAAAACGGAGGUAUAGACACUGAAAAGUCAUACCCCUAUAAAGCUAGGGAUGGAAAAUGUAGAUUCAACCCUCAAACCAUUGGCGCCAAGUGCUCUGGCUAUAAGAACAUCAUGAGCAGAAGUGAAAAGGCUCUACAAAAAGCAGUUGCCACCAUUGGUCCAAUUUCAGUGGCCAUUGAUGCAGGUCAAAAGUCUUUCCAGCUCUAUAAAAGAGGAAUCUACAAUGAGCCUGACUGCAGUAGCACUGAUUUGAACCACGGUGUCCUGGCUGUUGGCUAUGGGACAGAAAAAGGCCGUGACUACUGGCUGGUUAAGAACAGCUGGGGACUUCGUUGGGGCAACAAAGGCUACAUCCAAAUGAGCAGAAACAAGAAGAACCAGUGUGGGAUUGCCACGGAUGCUAGUUACCCAGUUGUCUAAAACUGAUUGAAAGAGUCAUUGUCACAAAGGGGCUUUGUUUAUUUGGACCUGCAGUCAUUCAAAUAAAUUUCAUAAGCUUUAUGUGCUAAAUUGUUGAUUACAUAUUCAAAAAAUAAUGUAAUACUGAACAUUGAGUUUCAUGAAAAAUAAAUAAAAGUGGAGCGAUUAAUAGGGAUUUCUAAGCUUGGUUCUGACACUCUGAGUUGGGACAGGCUGUAGGCCAAUCCUGAGGCUAGAAUGAGUACCCAGGAGGCCAAAGUACAACACAAAAAACUUUGUUUGAGAAAACCAACGAUUAAUCAGAAUAAUUAUAAUGCCUUGACUCAUCUCUCAUCUUGUUCUUUCAUGACUCUAGCCUAUCCGCCCCUAACCAUCAACUUCUUGCCUUCGAUAUUCUUUGGUGUCUGUACACUCUGUGGACUGUUCUUCUGACUUGGCAUUAUGUUUCUUCAUUGGAUCACUUCAAGUCCCACUCUGUAUUCCUUCAGGGUAAUUUGCACUAAUAAAUACCAUAGUAACAGUC
Molecule: messenger RNA, 1611 nt
Organism: Polypterus senegalus (gray bichir)
Lineage: Eukaryota; Metazoa; Chordata; Cladistia; Polypteriformes; Polypteridae
Product: procathepsin L-like
Exons: 8
Coding region: 66-1088 (340 amino acids)
Biological process (GO): immune response
Cellular component (GO): lysosome
Molecular function (GO): cysteine-type endopeptidase activity
Source: RefSeq, a predicted model, not a curated record